Messenger RNA from Puma concolor (puma), 336 nucleotides. The record is from RefSeq and is a predicted model, not a curated record. NCBI's taxonomy places the organism in Eukaryota, Metazoa, Chordata, Mammalia, Carnivora, Felidae.
AUGAAGAAGGCUGAAUCUCUAGAUGUGACAAGAUUGGGGUGUUGCACAACCUCAACAGCCAACAUCAUGUGUGGAAGCUACUACGGAAACUAUUAUGGAGGCUGCGGCUACGGGGGCUGUGGCUAUGGAGGCUGCGGCUACAGAGGCUGCGGUUAUGGAGGCUGUGGCUAUGGAGGCUGCGGCUACGGAGGCUGUGGCUAUGGAGGCUGCGGCUAUGGAAGCUCUGGCUACAAAGGCUGUGGCUACAGAGGCUGUGGCUAUGGAGGCUGUGGCUACAGAGGCCUGGGCUGCGGCUAUGGCUCCUGCUAUGGCUGUGGCUCUGGCUGUGGCUACUAG